Messenger RNA from Penicillium antarcticum, 1143 nucleotides. Its product is annotated as arsenic resistance protein. Bases 1 to 1143 code for a protein of 380 amino acids. Gene Ontology annotation, molecular function: arsenite transmembrane transporter activity; antiporter activity; antimonite transmembrane transporter activity. The transcript is spliced from 4 exons. Gene Ontology annotation, biological process: arsenite transport; antimonite transmembrane transport. The record is from RefSeq and is a predicted model, not a curated record. Lineage: Eukaryota; Fungi; Ascomycota; Eurotiomycetes; Eurotiales; Aspergillaceae. Gene Ontology annotation, cellular component: plasma membrane.
AUGGCGUCCCUGCAAAAUACAGAUCACACACCCCCAGAGACCAACCAGCCUAAAGCAGGCGAUAUCGAAAAACAGCAUGAAGUCCUCUGUCCCAAUGAGCCCCAAGAAAAGAAAUCAGCAUUCUCAAGUCUCGGUCUCCUCGAUCGGUUCCUCGCACUGUGGAUUUUCCUCGCCAUGGUAAUCGGCAUCAUUCUGGGCAAUUUUGUUCCAAAUACAGGACCGGCCCUUCAAAAAGGAACAUUUGUUGGGGUGUCUAUUCCUAUCGCGGUUGGUCUUCUGGUCAUGAUGUACCCUAUCCUCUGCAAAGUCCGCUUCGAAUCUUUACACCAUGUUUUCCGAACGAAGGAUAUCUGGAUCCAGAUGGCCUUUAGUCUUGUCCUCAACUGGAUCGUUGCGCCUUUUCUCAUGCUGGCCUUAGCCUGGGCCUUCCUACCCGACGAACCAGAAUUACGAGAAGGACUGAUUGUAGUCGGUCUAGCACGAUGCAUCGCCAUGGUUCUCGUCUGGACGGGCCUAGCAGGCGGCGACAACGAAUACUGCGCAAUCCUAGUAGCCCUAAACUCAAUCUUGCAAAUGGUCCUCUUCGCUCCAAUGGGCCUAUUCUUUAUAAGUGUCAUAAGCGGUGACCCAGUGACAUUCGAGUACUCAACAGCAGCCAAAAGUGUCGCUGUCUUCCUCGGUAUCCCUCUCGGCGCAGCAAUCCUCACCCGCUUCACGCUGCGCCGAAUCUCAGCGACUUGGUACGACAAUACAUUCCUGAAGUGGCUUAGUCCGUGGUCGUUGAUUGGGCUGCUAUUCACUAUUUUGGUGUUGUUUGCGUCGCAGGGUCGACAUGUUGUGCAUCAGAUUGUUUCUGUGGUACGGGUUGCCGCGCCUUUGAUUGUUUAUUUCCUUGUUAUCUUUUUCGCGACGCUUUUUGUUACUUAUCGGCUUGGAUUUGGGUAUCGGCUUUCAACUGUGCAGAGUUUUACCGCUGCGAGUAAUAACUUUGAGUUGGCUAUUGCUGUUGCGGUGGCGGUGUUUGGGGCUGAUAGUAACCAGGCUCUUGCUGCGACUGUUGGGCCUCUUAUUGAGGUGCCGGUUCUGCUGGGGUUGGUUUAUGCUGUUAAAUUUAUUGCCAAGCGAGCUGGUUGGAAGGAUUGA